CAUGCACGGUACCGCUAAUUGAUGGGCUGGGCUAUUUGUAGUAUGCGUUUACUCGCGGAGUAGCUCGCGAAGAGUCUGACACGGACUAGCUACAGUAGUAGAUAGCAUGCGGGAGUCGAUAAACGCCCUUCGUUGUGACUUCUUGUGCCUCCAAGGUACACGAGCAAGCAGACCCGGUCGAGGUAAGCCUGUGCUAAUUCGCAUAUUGGCUUGCUCACUUGGUUUUCACACCAUAACUUUUGAACGCAGCCUUUUUGCCGAUGAAUCCGUUUGUAUCGAUUAUGUUGUCUCGCGCGUAGUCGCAGAAAACCAUAACAGA
Geodia barretti is the source of this 319-nucleotide messenger RNA. Lineage: Eukaryota; Metazoa; Porifera; Demospongiae; Tetractinellida; Geodiidae. The record is from the annotation of a GenBank genome assembly.